CUUUAUUUUUAGAGAGAAAAGAAAAGAAAAAGCGAGUCCAGGUCCAGGGCGAAGAGGAGGACGCCACGAGAUCUGCAGCGAGAGAGAGCCAGCGAAGCGCGACUCCGUUUUAACCGCCUUCGCCGCCGCCGCCGCGAUAUCGAUCCCCUCCCUCUCGCCGUCGACGCCGUCGGCAUCCAUGGCGCCAGGGCUCUACACCGACAUCGGCAAGAAGACCAGAGAUCUGCUUUACAGGGACUACGGGACGCACCACAAGUUCACCCUCACCACCUGCACCCCCGAGGGCGUCACUAUCACAGCUGCAGGAACAAGGAAAAAUGAGUCUGUCUUUGGUGAGCUCCAAACCCAGCUUAAGAACAAGAAAUUGACUGUUGAUGUCAAAGCAAACUCAGAGUCCGAUCUUUUAACAACAGUCACGGUUGAUGAGUUUGGAACUCCAGGGUUGAAAUCAAUUCUUAGUUUGGUAGUUCCAGACCAGAGGUCAGGGAAGCUUGAACUCCAGUACCUUCAUGAAUAUGCUGGCAUCAAUGCAAGUGUUGGCCUGAAUUCCAAUCCUAUGGUUAACCUUUCUGGUGUCUUUGGAAGCAAAGAGCUCUCAGUUGGUGUUGAUGUUGCAUUCGACACUGCGACUAGCAAUUUCACCAAGUACAAUGCUGCAUUGAGUCUAACCAAUUCAGACCUUAUUGCUUCUCUGCAUCUGAACAAUCAUGGUGAUACCUUGAUUGCAUCCUACUACCACCUGGUAAAGCACCAUUCGAACACUGCCGUAGGAGCUGAGCUGUCCCACAGCUUCUCAAGGAAUGAGAGCACACUGAUCUUUGGGUCCCAGCACUCAUUGGACCCUCACACGACAGUGAAGGCUCGCUUCAACAACUAUGGCAUGGCCAGCGCGCUCGUCCAGCAUGAAUGGCGUCCCAAAUCGCUAAUCACCAUCUCUGGUGAGGUUGACACCAAGGCAAUUGAGAAGAGCACGAAAGUUGGCUUGUCCUUGGUGCUCAAGCAUUGAGUAUGUUUUGCAUCCUAGGAAUUUUUCUUCAGUUCUUGUGGAUUGGAAUAACAUGGAAAAAACAUGGCCACAGCUACCAUUGUGGCUUCAUUUUGAUCUUGAGUUCUUUCCCCACCAUUACCCUAGGCAAACAUUAGCAUUGGCUAUAUAUUUUUAUCCUCGGCGCCUGUUGUUAAUAAUUUUGGGUGAUUUGAGACCUAUUGCUGAAUACUGUCAAAUAUGAUGGAGAUAUCUCUGUGUUCCACAUCUUUGUUGAAUUCGUUGAUCUGGUUUUCCAUCAUACGGUUGGAUUUCCAUCUGAA
Oryza sativa Japonica Group (Japanese rice) is the source of this 1308-nucleotide messenger RNA. The record is from RefSeq and is a predicted model, not a curated record. Lineage: Eukaryota; Viridiplantae; Streptophyta; Magnoliopsida; Poales; Poaceae.